AUGCCGACACCAGUCAGCCCGGCGCACAAGAAGGGGAUUGAGGAAGACGCGGCCUCCCCCGCACGCUGCCGCACACCAUCCACCGCCACCGACUGGCGUUUGGACGCCGGCAGGCUGCCAGAGUCCCGCACGCCUGCCGCCGUCGCUGCUCCUCUCCUCCGCGCCGUCCGCCGCCCGCCCGCGCUGGCGCUCAGCCGCCUGCCCGCGCUCCCGCCCGCGCCCGCGCCCGCGGCCUGCCCGCGCUCCCGCUGCUCCUCUUCUCCGCGCCGCCCGCCCGCCCGCUCCUCCUCCGCCGCUUGUCCGCGCCGCCGCCACCCCCUCCUCCCGCGCGCCCGCCCGCUCUCCGGCCUGCUCCCGCCGCCCGCGCCCGUCGCCUCCUCCUGA
This is a messenger RNA of Lolium perenne, 384 nucleotides long. NCBI's taxonomy places the organism in Eukaryota, Viridiplantae, Streptophyta, Magnoliopsida, Poales, Poaceae. The record is from RefSeq and is a predicted model, not a curated record.